Molecule: messenger RNA, 1255 nt
Organism: Durio zibethinus
Lineage: Eukaryota; Viridiplantae; Streptophyta; Magnoliopsida; Malvales; Malvaceae
Cellular component (GO): mitochondrion
Source: RefSeq, a predicted model, not a curated record
ACGAUGCUGGUGUUAACCCAGGCCCAGGCCCGUUUUCGAAAUUUGCCCUUGGUAAUUUUUCAUAGAAACCCUGAAAUCCCAAGAUCUCGACCAACCAAAGAGAAAUGGAGUUCGCUAACAAGCUGGUGGCGCUAGCAACCAGAGCGGCCAACAAUAACGUGGUGAUCAACGUGUGCUUGGUCACAUCAUUCGCAGUGUUAGGCAUUCGAUCUCUGAACCAGCAAAAGGUUAUAGAAGCUUUGGAAGCCGAGAAGGAAUCCUUGACCAAAACCAACAAGGCUAUGAAAAAUACUAUGUGGGAUUGGAAGCAACAGCUCUUUGCUGAAGCAACCUCUAACACCCCUCUUGUUCCUCUGGCUAACCUCAAAAUCAUCUAUGGCGAAUCCCCAUCUCCUCCAAUCGUUAUGUCAGGAGAUACUGCAAAAGAAGGUGCAAAAUCUCCUGCAGCCAAAUUCGUAGUCUAAACUCUGAAUUGGAUUAGCUAACUUUUGAGGAAGCAGUAAUUUUUGGUCAUCAAAGUUGCUUAUUAGACAAAUCAUAAUUCUGUAAUCCGCUAGAGUAAUUUUGUAGAACCACUCAUCAAAUUUAUUGGACAGAGACUCAGAGAAUAUCCUAAACAUGUCUGGUGUAAGAUUCACAGAGGUAAUGUUUUGAUUAUAGCACAAGAAUGCAAUAUAUGCAGCUGCAUUUGCAGCUAUGUUGUUUCUUGGCUUGUCGAAUUGAAGUGCAUUAGGAAUAAAGUGGGAGGUGUUUAAGCCAAUUCUGAAUUUUUGGUUGAUGAUGGUUGUUCAACUCAGCCAUUUUGAGGCCUCAGCCACCAUCUAUGUCUUACCUGUCAAGCUUUGUUUAAAAGAGUAAGAAAUUCUGGAAGGAUCAUUUUCAGUCCAACUAAAAUUUUCAUUCUGUUGAUCCACAUUCCAUUUGAAACAGGCGCAAAAUAUUUUCCUGGUACUUAAGACGGACUCUUGUCUAUAUCAAUCUCUGUUGUCUUACAUGUCUCUCAGGUGCAACAGCUUUGUGUUUCAUAUAGUUACACAAACUGUUGACAAUGAGAUUGCUAGAGGCCACUGAAAGCCCAUUCAACAAAAGCAUUCUUCCUGGACAAAUUCAAACCAUAGACAAAGGGCAAAAGUGAUCAAAGUGCGCGCCAUGUAGCCACCGUCCCCAUAAACAUCUUGAUUCUGGGCUGUCUAUUACGCUAUAUUUGGAUACAUAUAAAUAAAAGAAAGGAAAGAAAAGAAAAUGAUACUACAUU